UAAUGAUAGGGCGGCAGCCGCAGCCUCAGCAGCAGAGGUAGUCGGGGAGGUGGAGAAACCAGAGCACCAUGAACGAACACACAGGUGUUCCUGUGAGUAAUUAGAUUGCGGAAGGCGAAAAUACACCUUAGAGUUUUUACCUGGGAGCACACUAGUGCUGAGAAAGAAUCUGAAGGCAAAGAGGAAGAGAUCAAAUCGGUCAGUCACCCCAAGAGACACCAAAGUUGAAAGUUUGGAGGUUUUAUUCUUUUAAUUUUUUUUUUUCUUUUGCUCUGUUUCCUUUUUUCCCUGCGGGUCACUACCAUGGUCAGAAAGGCUGUGGCAUCCACCAUCUCCAAUGGGGCUUACCUGCAGGGCGGUGUCAACGCGAGGCUGUCUUCCCUGGGCGGCAAGGAGCCACCUGGGCAGGAGAAAGUUGUGCUGAAGAGGAAAAUCAGUCUGUUGAGAGGGAUCUCCAUCAUCAUCGGCACCAUCAUUGGAGCAGGAAUCUUCAUCUCUCCUAAGGGCGUGCUCCAGAACACGGGCAGCGUGGGCUUGUCCCUGGUUGUCUGGACGGUCUGCGGGGUCCUGUCACUGUUUGGAGCCUUGUCCUAUGCUGAACUGGGAACAACUAUAAAGAAAUCUGGUGGUCAUUACACAUACAUUCUGGAAGUCUUUGGCCCAUUACCAGCUUUUGUGCGAGUCUGGGUAGAACUGCUCAUUAUACGCCCUUCAGCCACUGCUGUGAUAUCUCUGGCCUUUGGACGGUACAUUCUGGAACCAUUUUUCAUUCACUGUGAAAUUCCUGAACUUGCAGUCAAGCUCGUUACAGCUGUGGGCAUAACUGUGGUGAUGGUCCUAAAUAGCAUGAGUGUCAGCUGGAGCGCCCGGAUCCAGAUUUUCCUAACCUUUUGCAAGCUCACAGCAAUUCUGAUAAUUAUAGUCCCUGGAGUGAUGCAGCUAAUUAAAGGGCAAACACAACACUUUAAAGAUGCCUUUUCAGGAAGAGAUGCAAGUAUUAUGGGAUUGCCACUGGCUUUUUAUUAUGGAAUGUAUGCAUACGCUGGCUGGUUUUAUCUCAAUUUUGUUACUGAAGAAGUGGAAAAUCCUGAAAAAACCAUCCCCCUUGCGAUAUGUAUAUCCAUGGCCGUCGUCACCAUUGGCUAUGUGCUAACAAAUGUGGCCUACUUUACAACCAUUAGUGCUGAGGAGUUGUUGCUUUCAAAGGCAGUGGCAGUGACUUUUUCUGAGCGGCUCCUGGGAAAUUUCUCAGUAGCAGUUCCAAUCUUUGUUGCCCUCUCCUGCUUUGGUUCCAUGAAUGGUGGUGUGUUUGCUGUCUCCAGGUUAUUCUAUGUUGCAUCUCGGGAGGGUCACCUUCCGGAAAUCCUCUCCAUGAUUCACAUCCGCAAGCACACUCCUCUGCCAGCUGUUAUUGUUUUGCACCCUUUGACAAUGAUAAUGCUCUUCUCUGGGGACCUCUACAGUCUUUUGAAUUUCCUCAGUUUUGCCAGGUGGCUUUUUAUUGGGCUGGCGGUUGCUGGGCUGAUUUAUCUUCGAUACAAACACCCAGAUAUGCAUCGUCCUUUCAAGGUGCCGCUCUUCAUCCCAGCUUUGUUUUCCUUCACGUGUCUCUUCAUGGUCGCCCUUUCCCUUUAUUCAGACCCAUUUAGUACAGGGAUUGGCUUCAUCAUCACUCUGACCGGGGUCCCUGCCUACUAUCUCUUUAUUAUAUGGGACAAGAAACCCAGGUGGUUUAGAAGAAUGUCAGACAUUACAACCAGAACAUUACAAAUAAUACUGGAAGUUGUACCAGAAGAAGAUUGUCAUAAAUUAUAAAUUAAUGCAUUUGAAGUCUUGGCAAUCUAUCCUUGGCUUUGUUUCUGCCCAAAGGGCUGAAACAAAAAAUAUAUCUUCACUCCUUUUAUGAAAAUCCAGAGGAUUGCAACUUUGGAGAUGGACUAAAGGAAUUGGUUAUUUCUGUUUAGUCUUCCAGUGUAUUCAAACUGGUUUCUAAGAAAUUUAGUUAUUAUUCCAUGUGGUUAUAGAACGCUGAUAUGCAAUUAUACCGUAAGUUCACAUGAUCAUUGUGAACUAUCAAGUCCCUGAUACCUACCUGUUGAGGUUAGGGAAAAAGACUACAGAAUGGCAAUUACUUUAGUGGUCUUUCUCUAUAACAUAUCUUAUGGCUAAGAACCUUCAGACUGAAAACUGAGAUGUUUUCUUUAAUAUGGGUUUUGUAAAAACAAUUUUUAUAUACUAUAGAUAACUGUACUGUGAAAAUUGUUUUCUACUCUUCUGGGGAAAAAAAAGUGUAUGUUAUCAUUAUGGACAGAGGAAAGAAAGAAAUUUAUUUUACAUUGGCAUUGCAUUGCUUCCCACAGAUAUCAGCUUAGAUAUCAUACAUGUUUUAAUGGAUUAUACCCAGAACAUUUUGAAAAAGAAAAAAAAAUUAGGGGUAUGCCUAAUUUUGAUGAAUACAUGAAAGAAGAGUUUCUAGGGGCUAUUGUUUAUGAGACAAAUCCAGGAAUUAUGUUUAAGUAAAAAAAAUGCUUGAGAAUUUAUUAUGUUAGGAUUUUUUUCACUCAUUAUCAGGAAGCUUCAUAGUUACGUGCCAUUUGUUUUCAUGGCAGCCUAAUUGAUCAGGAAAGGAUGUAACGCCUUUCUUAGAGCAAAGCAAUAGUCAGUUUGGUAUUAAAUCCUCUUAAGCAUGAUCAUGUGUUUCACUAAUAAUUUACUCUUUGAUAAAUACAUCUAAAUAUGUGCAUUUUAAAAUCAAGUUACAAUAUCAACAGAAGACGGAAAUCACCAAAAAAGAAAAUGCCCAAAAUAUUAUGCCCCACUCUAUAGUUCUACAUACAUUGUUAGUGUUUCUGAACAUUUUUUAAACAUCUCAUAGCUGUUUUUACAUGGUGAUGAAUUUUGACAGUUUUACAUUUUCUUUAUACAUUUUAUAUUGUUAAAAUAUCUCUUUGGACAAAACUGUCCAGGUCAAUUAGGAAAAGAUACAUAUUUACAUAAAAAUUAAGGAAGAAAUGUCACUGCUAAAUAAGAUUUACAACUGAUGUUUCUAAGAAUGUUUCCAUUUCUCUCUCUAGGCUUUAUCAGUAAUUUCCUGACAAAGUAAAAGAGAUAACUGAUAAAUUCACUGAAAGAAACUGUACAUGAAAUGUAUAUAUUCAGACAGGUAUUACUAUGCUGGGUUUAGAAAAUACUGUGGAAUUUUCAAAUAAGAAUAAUAUAAUGAUGAAAUUUGUUAACCAUUAUUUACUUAAGUCUCAGAGUAAAUAGUCAUGGCCAGAAUUUUUUCAUUCUAUAAUUUUUGUCCAUUUGAAAAGAAGAAUUUUUGGAAGAAUUACAAUGAUUAAAAUCAUUAGGAGCAGAUAUAUAGAGUUCAUAGACAGUUGAUCAAAGUAGAAAUGAUGAUAAUUUGAGGCAAUUUCAAUUAAUUAAUUUUCAAUUCGUUAAUUUCAAAAUUUAAUUCAGUUAAUUAAAUUUCAUUUAAUUAAAUUUCAAUUUAAUAUAUAUCUGAGAUUGAAAUUUUUUCAGCCAAACGUAGUGUUUGGGUCUUUACGUGAAUUUAUAAAAAUUCCUUCCUUUUUCUCUUACCAUGGAUUUUCAGAAUUUGAUCUGUAGUCUGUACAUCUUAUAUUCAUUUGUCUACAUCUGUCCCCACUAAAUUGUUGCUAUAGGUGAAAACAGAUUUCCUUUAUAUUCUUUUUUACAGUCUAGGCCCAUGUAAUCUAAACCAGCAAACUCUCCUGGAAUUGUUUUUUUCCCCUAAUGAAAAAAAAAUGGUAAAGUCUCAUGGAGAAGUUUGUAUAGUUACUGAUUAUUCCUGAGGUUAAUGUGCUUAUAUCCAAAGUGGAAGAUAGGUCUCCUCCUUUUAGUUAUUUUAGUUUUGGUUCUAUUCUCUUUAAAUAUGUCAUUAUACAAGCUAACUAGAGAACAUAUUCAUUAUUAUUUUCAUUAUUUUAAAAAUUAUUUUUGCAUUGUUGAAUUUCUAAUGCCAUUGUAAUACCAUUUUAACCAGAUGGAAAGUCAGUCAGUAAUUUUUUUUUCUUUUUAAAGUGAUGAGGAUUAAGUUGUAUUUCUACUUAUCCUUAGGAUACAUCAUGACAAGAUACAGGGCUUCUGUAAUCAUUCAUUCAAUAGUUGUAACAUUUAUUUGGAAUGGUAUUAUGUCAAGCAGAUUCUAGUUUGAAAACUCUCCUACACACUUUUAUAUGUAUAUAUUUUUUUAUGCUAAGUAAUUUUUUCUCAUAUAUAUUUUUCUCAUAUAUCGAACUGUUAGAUGUGAUACAUUUGUACCAGUGUGCAUAUUCAAAUGUUUAAAUACAUUUUAUCCAUUUAUUAUAACACAAAAAAGUAAAAGUAGCCAAUAUAGUUUACGACGGCUAAUAUACUAUUUUCAAAUGUUCUGCUCUUUUGGUACAUAGAUUCUCAAGUAUUUAAAUAUGAAUUUAGUAGAUCUAGUAAAGACCUCCAAAGCUAAAACAAUUUGCUAGGAGAAAUGGAAUGAUUCUCCUUACACAAUUAUGAAUAUUUCAGUAAACGUUUUUGACCCCUUUUAAAAAAUAUUAGACUAGUUUGCUGAGAUUUUUCUAAGAUUGAAUGAAGAAAACUGACCAUUAUAACUGGUGUCUUGGUCAGCUAGGAGUAGACCCUCUUCUUAUCUUUCUUUAGGAGAUUAAAGAUUUGCCCUAGAAAAGAUGGCUGACUCCAGUGCCAAACAUAAACGUUAGAUGUGUGUAUGCACACAUUUGCCUACGUGCUUAUACUGUAUCUCUCCUGCCUCUGCUGGCACAAAAUUAGGACAGAUUAUUAAAUUACAUUUCCAAUUCACGGCAGUUUCUCUAACACUAAGAUAUGCAAGUUGAAACAAGUUUCUACAUUGUUUUAUGUGUCUGGUACAGUUGUUUCCCCAAUUGCUGUUUGAUAUAUCAUCAGAUGGUUAACAUGAGUAUAAUUACAUAACUCAAUAGAAUUCUAUGUUGAACUGAAUCAGUCUUCAGGAAACUUAUUAUCUCUAUUUGAGAUGAAUGUAAUGCUAACUGAGAAAGGGAGCAUCUUUGACCUAUAGCUGAUUUCUUAUAAUUGAGGAGUGGGUUAUGAAAAGAUAGAAAACUAAAGGUCAGAGUAGCAGGAAAUGAAAGGUAGCAUGUGAUUGGAGGGAACUAUAUUUUGGUCUAACUUAUUAUGCAGUAUAAUCAGAGAAAUAUUAAAAAUUAACUGCCUGAUGUAUUUCGGGGAUUUCGGUUAUGCCCUUUUGAAUCCCCUAAAAGCUAAUGAAAUGUAAGCUUCAGUGCCCCUUACUUAGACAUGCCCUUUCCUAGGUCCUGUACCUAAUUUUGCAUUAGGAAUUUUGUAUUACAUUUCUUGAAGAAGGUUAGCAAAAUUAUAUAUACUUCUGGCCCUAAAAAAAUCUGCAUCUGUCCCUAUGAGAAAGGUCAAAGUACUCCCAUUACUUUAUCUAUUAGAAAUAAGCAUGGGGUAUUUGUAGGAUAUAUUUUUAAGUAAUAAAGUUGUGAGUUAAUUGAAAUAUCUCUAUAUAACUAAGUGGCUUUCUCAUAGUACAUAUUAUAUGUGGUAUAUAAGGAGAGAGUUUCACUUUGGACAUAUUUUAUGUGUCAAUUCUGAAUGAUAGAAAAACAAUGGGAUUUUAAUUGUAGCUCUUUUUCUUAGUUUGGAAAGAAAUAUAGAGAGAUUUGAAAUUUGAAUGCAGAGGAGUCAAGAAAUUUGAUUUUAGUUAAAUAAAACCUUGUUUCAUUUCACCCUACGUGAUAUGCUGUAUGUUGGUGCUGAUCAUGUUUACAGAGCUACAUUUACUUUCGUAACCAUUCAAAGUCAGGAAUUAAAGCAUGGCAUUGUGUGACUGACGAAGCUCGUGGUGGAUAUAAAUUAGAGUAGAUAGAGUCAUCUUGGCAGCUUCUGUUUACAGUAUUUAUAUAUAGGUAAAAGAAUUAUUACCUAUAAAUGUAUUUUAGGUUAAUUUUCCCAUAAACAGUAUUUUUAAUUUAUCUCAAUAUAUAUAAUACCUAAAAGUGUAACCUCUAGGUAUUAUUAGUACUGUACUUAAAAAGAUAUUUUAAUAGCCAAUUUUGGGAGAUAAUCCUUCUUUUUGUCGCAUUUUCAAAUUAGUUGGAGUCUAAAAAUAAAUGCUUGGUCUAUUUUUAGUUCUGAUAACAAAUUCACAGAGGCAUACAUCAUGGUCUCACAGAAAGUUCACCAGUUUUCCAUAUGUUGUGAGAUAAUUGUCCUUCCCUACAAACUCGUCAGGAUAAUAACUUGAUCUUUUUGAACCAGUUCUCUGUUUCCUUUGAGUUAAUCAAAUGGUUCCCUUUAUGUUUUAUUUUUUUUUUUUGACAUGAUAUUUUCAAGAUAGGAGUGAGUCUUAAUUUUAUACAAUUACUUGAUAUUCUUAGUCUGAAACUACCACUUCGGUUAUGCCCUUUUGUGUGUCCCUGCUCCCUUCUCUCUGUUACCGUUGGCUUUAAAAUAUCAGUGGAGGAUGGUUACACUCUCCAAAUAGUUAUCUGUUACACGUGUGUAUUUUGGCUACUUGGAUCAAGGGUACAUUUAUAGUAUCAAUAAGUGCCUUAACAGUUUUAUAGAUAAUCUCUCAAGAAACUGUGGAGCACCUAGGUGUCUAGCAGCCAUACAGAUGGAUGCACUGUUUUGAAAGUGAGCAUACUUUUUGCCCUCAACGUAUACACUACUGAUUUUAUUUUUAAAAGUAUGACUUUCAAAUGAAUUAAUUUCUUGGUUAGAAGACUUGCCUCCCGAAUCCUUAUUACCUCUUGUUGAAGCCUCUAAAGGCCAUGUUGAAAACUGGAGAGGAAGAAAAAAAAAAAAAAAAAAAAAGACAUGCACAGUUAUCUCUUUUGCAGCAGUGACUGUAUUUUGAGUACUUUGUGCAGCAGGGUAUUUUGUACAGCAUCUUGUGGGAAAACAGAUUAGGCCUUUGGAUGUUACAGCUGUAUAACUGGUUGGGUUGUGAUUGGCCGACUGAAAUGAGGAUUGUGAAGUUAGAGCCCACUUAUUCCUACUGAUUAACAUUCUUCUGCGCAUGCUCUGAAGCACAUUCAUAGCACACCAGGAGGCGAUGCAAUGUGGUUCCCUGGUUUGAGGUUUGAGCUGUCUUAUUUUAAAGCAUGUCUGAAUUAUUUUUUUCCCUAGCAGUUCUCCUUCAUCCCAAAUUUCCACUUACUGACUAAUGGAAUAGAAAGUAAAAAUACUUUGGAGAAGUAAAACACAGAUUGUUUCAAAUGAGCGUAUGCUUAUAACAGAAUAGAAAUGAUCAACGUUAAACUAAUGUGUAUGCUAAUUACUUCAGACACUACCACAGAGCACUUUUAAAUUGCUCUGGAAGCAAAAACAGUAUAUAUAACUAUGGUUAGCACACAAACCGCAAGACCCCUGCAAAGAUUUCAAGUAGUCUGGGAUUCUUUUUUUUUUUUUUUUUUUUCUUUUUUUUAAGUCUGGGAUUAUUUUGAUCCUCUUUUUGGAGAAAUUUUUUACUUUAUGGCUUUCCCUUGUGAAUGUUGUUACUACUGCUUUAAAUCUAGAACUUAACUAUUGAUACUUAUUAUCUUGAAAACAGGGUUCAUCUUUUGACAGUAUCCAUCUGUGUUCAGAGAGUGGCAUAUCACCUUACUCUUGUUUACUGUGGACACAGGCAUUUGCCUCAAAUUUCUGUCUUUUUGUAGAUGGAUUGCAGCACAAUAGUAAUGAAUUUUCAGUGGUACCUUUCAGCAUUUGGGGAACUUUGCCAACAUCAGCAUCAGAUGUGUUUUAAAAAAAACAAACAGAAAUGGCUUAUUACCAUGUAAUGCAGUGUCUUCUCUUUACGCCAAACUGGUGAACAAACGUGUAUUGAUAGAAUUGUUUCACUGAUGCUAAAUGUUGACUACCUGCAGUUUUAUAAUAAGUGCAAGUCACAAAGAGACAAGACAAAUGGCCUCUUGUACUGAAUGCUUCGAGAACUUCAUUUGUCCUAAUUUUCUGACAAAGAUUUGACUCUGGGUUUCAAAGAGCUUGGUUUUUACUUAUCAUAGAGCAGAUUAGAUGGUAGUGAUGUACUGGUAGAGAUGGUUUUUAGUUAUUGACUCAGAAUUCAUCUCAUGAUGAAUCUUUCAUGUUGUUUUAUUGUCUGUAUAUCUGUAUUGACUUUAUUAACAUGGGUUUAGUGAGCUUUGUGUUAAAAUUUGACCUGGUAGUAAUAAUUUCUUUUUCAACUAUCAAGGGGCAGAAAAAUCCAUAUGUAUUGUAAUGUUCAUUAACAUAUUACUAGGUACUAUAUAUGAAUGUAUUUCAAUGCUUUUCACAGUCUAUGUUAAACAUCAAUAAUAUGUGCCGAUGCAAUCAAUUUAGCCCAGUGGGAAAGUAGUCCAGUUAUUCUGAAGGGCUGUGCUGGCAGCUGUCUCUUUGAUCUGUGCUUAGAUUGCAAUUUAUAGACCAGCUAUAUCCAUUAACUUGGAUCUGGAAUGGGUUCAUCAUGACCUUGGACCAUUCAUUGUGAGUGGAGGGGGUGCGUUUGGGCUGGUGCUCUAAUAUACAGGAACAAGAAGUGCAGCUGAGGGAGAGGGAGGCCCAACAUCCUACAUGGUCCUCAUCUGUGGUGGGGAUUCUUCAUCUUAGCAUUGUGAUAAUGAAACUCAGUAAAUGGGAUUGUGCUAUUUUAUACAAAUUUUGCACAAUAUCUUAUAUUGAUAAAUUUUUAAAGAGCAAAAUUUCUUUUCUGUAUCUACAUUCCAACCAUAUUAGAAGUACUAAGAUAUUUAACUAUGAAAAUAUAAAUGGUGCAAAGGGACUUUCAUCUGUGGAUUGUGCUGUUUCUUAGGGUUCUGUGGCACUGAUGCCUAUACCAGCAUGUGAUAUGUGAAAUAAAAUGGAUUUUUCUACAGCUUAAUGAUUUCCCUCCAGGGAGAGUUCUGGUACAGCAAUCACGCUGCCAGAUGGUGUUUAUGGGCUAUCUGUGUAAGUGGUAAGAUACUAUGAAAUAAGUGUGAUUUCAUCUGAUGGAAACUCUUGAUGCAUGUGUUUUUGUAUGGAAUAGAUUUUGGUGCAAUAUGAUGUCACUCAGUGUUGCAUUGAACUUAAUUUCAAUUGCAUUUACGUAUAUGUAUACCUGUCAUGCUUCUAGUUGCUUCAACCUUUGUAUAUAUAUUUUUGUACAUAUUUUUAGUAGAAAACAUUUGAAAU
This is a messenger RNA of Mesoplodon densirostris (Blainville's beaked whale), 9180 nucleotides long. RefSeq names its product solute carrier family 7 member 11 (gene SLC7A11). Bases 304 to 1815 code for a protein of 503 amino acids. Gene Ontology annotation, molecular function: L-amino acid transmembrane transporter activity. Gene Ontology annotation, cellular component: membrane. The record is from RefSeq and is a predicted model, not a curated record. Lineage: Eukaryota; Metazoa; Chordata; Mammalia; Artiodactyla; Ziphiidae. Gene Ontology annotation, biological process: amino acid transmembrane transport. The transcript has 12 exons.